Chenopodium quinoa (quinoa) is the source of this 1511-nucleotide messenger RNA. RefSeq lists its product as uncharacterized. The record is from RefSeq and is a predicted model, not a curated record. The transcript has 8 exons. NCBI's taxonomy places the organism in Eukaryota, Viridiplantae, Streptophyta, Magnoliopsida, Caryophyllales, Amaranthaceae. Bases 144 to 1238 code for a protein of 364 amino acids. Gene Ontology annotation, molecular function: heme binding.
AGUAAAAGUUGAGAUUAAAAAACAACAUUAGUCAACAAAACUUGCCUACGCCAUUCUCAACUACCCAACUAUCAUCACCUGAUUGAUUCUCAUCGCACUCAAAGAUCUCCUUCAUUUUGUGCUACUUUUUUUCCAGAAAAAGGAUGUUAAUGUUUCGACCCUUUUUUCUAUUUCUUCUAACUAUUCAUACCCUCUCAUAUCAACUCGCUUACUCGCACAACGAAUCUGGUGAGUGGAGUUGCGAGUCAUCCAACUCGGCCACCCAACUCGUCGCUGAGUAUCGACCUGGUGUUGUCACUGUUGAUGGGCACCCUGAUGAAUGGAAGGACAUUGGUGGGUUUGAUUUUCCUUUAUUGCCUGCUCUUGACCCACAUGAAGAUGAUGCUUAUAAGGGUGGUAAAAUGACUGUUAAGGCACUACAUGAUGGCAAAGAUGUGUUGUUUUUGUUACAAGUUGAUGGAGAAUAUACUUACUCUCAAGGCAAUAGUAACAAAUGUCCAUCUGUUGCUCUCUUGUUUCAGAUUGGUGAGAAUGCUACCUAUCAUAAUAUGGGUGGUUGUAAAGAGUCUCCUGAUUCCUGUACCAAUAAGACUUGCCGCGGCUAUGAAGUUGACCUUAUGCACUUUUCAAUAGGAACUGCUAUUCCUGGACGUUUAUAUGGUGGAAACUUGGUUGAUGUUGGAACUGGCGGUGACAGAUUUGGUCAUUUGGUUGAUGUUUAUUCCUGGAACCCACACUGUCGAUACCUUGAUGGACUUGGGCCCUCAGGAACCAAUAACACUGCUCAGAAUGACUGGAAAGGAGCUUGGUGGCACAGCAGCCUCAAUGUUCACUCAGGUUUUGUGGAUGAAGAUAGUCCAUAUGCAUCUAAUGGAAAAAAAGGAACUUAUUACUUUGAAUUUUCAAGGCCUUUGAGGACCAUGGAUCGGUUUCAACAGGAUGCUCAAUUUAAGAUUGGUGACACGAGCAAGUUCUCAGCAGCUUUUUGGUACCCAGAGGACGGCAAACCAUGGCAUGGCUCAGGACAUUACACGAUAAGCUGUGAUUGGCUACCGUUGGAUUUUAUAUCUGGAGGAUCUACACUUACUGGAGCCAGGACUGCAACAGCAAGCUCCUGGGAUGCAGCUGUUGCCUUCUCUCUUCUAUUCUCAGUGGUUGCUUUCUGUUUGUCUGUUUAUGUGGUAAAUCGAGUCUCCAUGCGGCGAGAUGCACCCUAUACAGAGAUGACCCGUCUUUAGGUUAAUUAGCGACUUGUAUGUUGUAUUAUAAUAAUUUUGACCUUUCAUUUUUUGUUUGUCACACUUGGUUUCCAUUCUUUGUUAUAUUCAAAGAUAUCUGUCAUAGUUAAUGGUUCAGAUUACCACUAUAUUCUAACGGAAUGGAAGGUAGGAGUGUUUUUUGGCAUCAUUUGUUUCUGAUUGCAAAUUAGUGCUCCGAGAAGUAGCCAUCUUAUUAGAAACUAGCUCUGUAGCAGAUCCCAGCUCUGUAUACAUUCAUUGUUUGGUACGUUU